AAUGCCACCUUUGUAUUUUUAUUUUCUUUUACUAUUUUUUUUUAAAUCAAAAUCAGAGGAAAUACCCAAAAACCCUUUCAAAAGGUUAACAAUUACUCUUCUCCUCUAGAGAGGCACUGAGAAGAUCCGAGUCAUCGACCGACCAAAUCAUCUCUCUUCUUCUUCUCCUCUAGAAGUUGGGCGGUGGAGACUUCCAUUACCUACAAAUAUCAGAUUCUUCUUUCCUUCGCUCGAUUCCAUUUCAAAAUUUGUUCUUCUGGGUCUCUCUCUUCUCCUGUUACUCAAGAAGACGAUUCUUGGGUUUGUCUAAAGUUUUGAGCUUUUUCUCUGUGGAGACUUCGAUUACCUACAUAUAUCAGAUUCCUCGAUUCAAAAUCAAACUUUAUUCUUCAAAAUCAAAUGGAGUGGGAUAGUGAUUCCGAUCUCAGCGGGGGAGAUGAAGUGGCGGAGGAUGGAUGGUUCGGCGGAGGUAACAGAGCGAUUCCGUUUCCGGUAGGUAGUCUUCCUGGAACGGCGCCGUGUGGUUUUGUGGUCAGCGAUGCUCUUGAACCUGAUAACCCUAUCAUUUAUGUUAACACUGUUUUUGAGAUUGUUACUGGUUAUCGAGCUGAGGAAGUUAUUGGUCGAAAUUGUGUUGCUCUGUCAAAGAUAGAGGAUAAGUGGAAGGAAGAGCUUGAUCAAGAACUGGAAAGAAAGCGCACAAGUCAAGUCUGCACGUACUUGUGGAUUAAGAUUGCACAUGACUUAUGUACAACUAGUCUAUUUAGGUACAACUAUGUGUAUGGAUUACUUAUAAGAAAGUACAAAUAG
This is a messenger RNA of Arabidopsis lyrata subsp. lyrata, 810 nucleotides long. Its product is annotated as adagio protein 2. The record is from RefSeq and is a predicted model, not a curated record. NCBI's taxonomy places the organism in Eukaryota, Viridiplantae, Streptophyta, Magnoliopsida, Brassicales, Brassicaceae. Gene Ontology annotation, cellular component: nucleus. The coding region runs from base 400 to 810 and encodes 136 amino acids. The transcript is spliced from 4 exons.